AUGUCAGGCUUCAAAGCUCCACAUCCACAGGCUGAGGGGGACCCGAACUGGGUCAACGAGCUGAACUCAUACUUUAAUAGGUUUGACCAAGCACCCACUCACACCUCCCAGCAGCUGCCUCCAAACCUUUUGUCACCUCAUACCACAGGAUUACCAGCCCCCACAGCCCUUCACACCUUUACACAAAGCCCUCUACCCUCAGCCCUGACGACUGGCGACUCAUACCAACAACACCCCCUCACUUCACACCACACUGAGACACUCCCUCAACCCCUAUCCUUCUCCAGCACCCAGGUGAGAAGUGAGCUCAGGAAGAUCAAGGCCAGGAAAGCAGCUGGACCAGACGGCAUCAGCUCCAGACUCCUCAAGUCCUGCGCAGGCGAAUUGUGUGGAGUUAUGGAGCAUGUCCUCAACCUGAGCCUCAAGCUGAGGGUGGUACCACAGCUCUGGAAGACCUCCUGCGUGGUACCAGUGCCCAAGACACCGCACGCCAAAGACCCCAGCAGCUUCAGACCAGUGGCUCUGACAUCACCCCUGAUGAAGACACCGGAGAGACUGGUCCUGGGUCACCUCCGCUCUGCGGUGGGAACCUACCUGGACCCGCUGCAGUUCGCCUACCGACACGGCAUAGGAGCAGACGACGCCGUCAUCUUCCUCCUACAUCGAGCUCUUUCUCACCUAGAGAAGCCCGGCAGCACUGUGAGGAUCAUGUUCUUUGACUUCUCCAGUGCCUUCAACACCAUCCAGCCGGUGCCUUGCAUUCUGCAAGGAGGAGGAGAUCCCCACUGCUCCCAGCUGCUUCUCAGCCAAUAUGAGAUCCAGUUUGGGCAGUACCGGGGACAGACCUUCAAGUGGCUCCUGAGUCACGACGUGGGCUACGCUGUGGCCCUGCUGGCCUCACACCAGAAGGAGCGGGAGAGUGGUGACACAUCCAGCUCACCACUUAUGGCCAACAAGGAUGCCCUCACCACCUACAGCAAGCUGUUCCCAGAGGUGAUGUCAGCCGUGGAGGGACGCCGUGUCACGGAGGGUUCCACGUCUGUCCGGAGCCAAGACAAGAAGUUGGUGAGGUUCGGCCCCCACGGAGCCAUGACCUACGCCUCCAUGAACGAGGCCACGGGGAAAUAGGGUGUGACGUAAGCCUGUGCACAGACAACAAACACCAUGUGCUGAUGAAAUAGUGACAUUGAGUCUUUCUGGAACAACCGCGCACACAGUUGUUAGUGAUGUUGUUGUUACUGUAGCUACGUGCAGUGGCUGAGGAAGAAGAAGUGCAUCCCAGGCAGCAACCUGCAUGCUUUAAAGACCUACAUACUGGGCCGGGACCAGGAGAAGAACCAGCAUCCCUUCCAGCAGCCCCAGUGCCCACCAUCUGACAGUAGGUGUUCUGCUCCCAGUUUGCUUUCCUGCUGCCUGCAUGCGUGUCUCUGAAAGCUUAUUUCUUUGUCUGUUUUUGUGUGAAACAGCUGCUGACGAGCCCUCAGAGGAGACUCAGCGUGAGUUCACUCACACACACAAACACACACGCACACACACAGUGGUUACAACCCUUUAACAAAUGUGAAUGAUCCUAUGGUGAAUGUGUUUGGACCUGAUAAUAGCUGUUCUUCUGUUAUUCAGAAGCCUCCAAUGGAUUAAUGGUGUAAAACUGUAUGUAAUCGAUCGUUAUAAGGUCACUAUGAGGUAAGGUUGAUGUUUGCUGGACCCUGUAGAGUCCACCGCUUCUGCUUCUAGCUGGUAGUCAGCUGUAGAUCAUAAAGCCUAACCACCCAAGCUUAGACACUCAUGCCUCGCUUUUGUGUCUUUGCAUGAGUUUGAUUACUUUUAUUUAUUUUUGCAGAGGUCCCAUCUUCAGCCUCCACUCCUGCAGCAGUCGAUGACCUGGACCUGCCUUCCAGUGGUGACAGCGGCGUCGCCGUGCAGCACAGGACCAGAGCUCCAGCCGCAGCUGAGGGCUGUCCUAAACCCUUAGGGCCAGUUACUGGCUCAGAGGUGAGUGCCCCCCCUCCCUCUGCAGGGCAGCUCUCCCACUGUGCUUCACAUUGUUCAGUUUGUGCUGACCUUUUGUCUGUUCCUGUGGUGAAGCUGCUGCCUCACAGCUGGAGGCAGACUCUGCCGGAGGAGCAGCAGGACUGGGUGGGCCGGGCUCUGUUCACCAGGAACGCCAGGGGCCAGCAUGUCCUCACCACCGACCCUUCGCCUCUGGUGGUAC
Molecule: messenger RNA, 2212 nt
Organism: Betta splendens (Siamese fighting fish)
Lineage: Eukaryota; Metazoa; Chordata; Actinopteri; Anabantiformes; Osphronemidae
Exons: 2
Coding region: 1-1128 (375 amino acids)
Source: RefSeq, a predicted model, not a curated record